Mesorhabditis spiculigera is the source of this 423-nucleotide messenger RNA. The record is from the annotation of a GenBank genome assembly. Lineage: Eukaryota; Metazoa; Nematoda; Chromadorea; Rhabditida; Rhabditidae.
AUGACGCUGGUAUUGCUCCCAGUGCUGGCCGGCCUCGCCUCGGCCCUCCGUCUCGAGGAGCCGAUCGUAAUACAGCGGCCGUUAGAGAAGGUUGAAUGGGGCGACGUCCUCCUUGAAUAUGACGCUACGCAACCGCCUCCCGGCAACGUUACGGUUACGGUAGAUCUGCGUGUCUUCCAUCACUCUCGGCCCUCCUCGGAAACCCUGAAAAUCUACAUGGAGCUGUCGGAGGAGUGGCAAGAUGGGCGACUAAUCUUUCAGCACAAUCCGGCUACCGUUACGCUACCCCGCGGCGUCGAAAUCUGGCGUCCUGAGACCUGGAUACGAGACGGAAUAGAGGAUAGAACGGAACGGGAGACGCUACGGAUACAUCCUAGGGACGCCGGGUCGACUACGCGAUGCGCCGCGUUGACGCUCCGCACC